AUGCCACUGUCCUUCCUCAGCUGUCCGUCCUGGCUGUCUGUUUACUUGUUCUGCACUGCAGGUUUCUUGAGCACAGAAUUGAAGAUGACAUUAGGGAUACAGGUGACGUCGACCAGCCCGCAGACCCUCCAGAAGGCUGAGGGAGAGAGUGUGACUUUGGGCUGCAGAUACACACUGAGCCCUUUCGACACCGGAGAACUGGACAUCGAAUGGUCUGUGGUCAGUCCAGACACUAUGCAGAAAGAUCAGAUGCUCAUUUCCUACACCAGCGGCACUAAAUACCUUCAUAGUGACAAAGCUCUUGCAAAAGGCCUUCACUUUGCGGCUCCUGACCCGUCAAUGGGUGACGCUUCGCUCUCAAUAUCUGUACUGUCUUCUGCUCACAGUGCCACCUACCAGUGUAAAGUGAGGAAGUCACCUGGAGUGGACAUGCGCAAGGUGUCACUAGUAGUCAUGGCCAAGCCGUCUGUGCCUAAAUGCUGGGCAGAGGGACGGGAGCUGGUCGGGGAAGCUGUGUCUCUGCACUGCAAGUCUGCGAAAGGCUCCACUCCCUUAAAAUACUGGUGGAGGAGGGAAAGUGGAGGCCCCAUCCCCGCUGCUGUCUCACAGAACAGCGUAACAGGGGAACUGAAAAUCAGCAACCACUCGCAGAGCUUUGCAGGAAUCUACCUUUGUGCGGCGAACAAUGCUGUUGGAGCUGAACACUGCAGGAUCAACUUGAAAGCGAGCAAACCUCCAAACAGAGCAGCGGUGAUAGUCGGCACCGUCGUGGGUUCUCUGCUUCUCAUCUUCAUCCUGCUGGUCUUCAUUGUGCUGUUAUUCUGGAAGUUGAGCAGCAGACAUCGCCAUGAAAAGGAGUUUUCCAAUGAGAUCAGGGAGGACGUUCCGCCUCCUGAAAACCGCCCUGUGAGUCGCCACACGAGCCGGAGCACCAUUCGACAGCCACAGGUUUCUUACUGUCAGGUUGGAGGCAGCGAGGUGAGCUCUUUCAAUGAAGGGUGCACACAUACUCCCUCAAACAACAGCCACGGACACACACCGGUCAAAUACACACCAGUGGAAUAUGACGGCAGGGAUGAAUAUGCAGUCUAA
This is a messenger RNA of Labrus bergylta (ballan wrasse), 1092 nucleotides long. RefSeq names its product coxsackievirus and adenovirus receptor homolog. The record is from RefSeq and is a predicted model, not a curated record. NCBI's taxonomy places the organism in Eukaryota, Metazoa, Chordata, Actinopteri, Labriformes, Labridae.